Molecule: messenger RNA, 4129 nt
Organism: Purpureocillium takamizusanense
Lineage: Eukaryota; Fungi; Ascomycota; Sordariomycetes; Hypocreales; Ophiocordycipitaceae
Exons: 2
Coding region: 1784-3760 (658 amino acids)
Biological process (GO): glucan catabolic process
Source: RefSeq, a predicted model, not a curated record
CGAACAGCACGCAUCGAACGUGGUCCAAUCUUGCAUUGAAAAAGGAUGGCGCUGCCCAGCGCUGGGCGGUUCGUCGCUGGUGCUGGUGGGCAAGCUUGGUACGUAGGUAGUCACAGAGCGGACCUCGUCCGGGCCCAGCCGGAUCGCCCGACACCGACACAGAGAAACCCGAACAGGACAAGGCGGCUUUGUUGCUUCCCUUGACCCACGACGCCUUGCGGAGUUGGCGGAUACGCACUACUGAAGAACCCCUGCUCCCUGCCGGUGGGCCAACCGCAGAGCUGAGGGGCAAGAAUCGAUAGCCCGAGUCCACGAUGCCUUCAUCACCGUGGGACAAUGUGGGAGCUUGGACUCGUGGCUCGUGCUUCCAGGCCAUUGAUAGGAAUUUCAGCUGCAAGAACAGCGCCCAACCUGGGUGAUCCGGACGGGUGCCCGACGCUCGCGACGACAGACCAAGCUGCAGUGUGGUUCGCACAGCAGUACGAUAUCCCACGGCGCAAUCUGGUUCCUGGCCCAGACUGCGUCCAUGGUCCCUGACAAACAGUGUUCCUGCAUUAGCGCCAUGCGGCUCAACCACGUCAUGUGCUGGACCCUCGGAGGUUUCCUGUAUCGUCUUCUACACAUGGUGUUGAACAACUUCGCUAGGCUCCAUCCGGCCGAGUCAAGGGACGUUCGUUGGGCGCCUUCAUCCCAUCCUGCCCGGCCCCUUUUAGCCCCAUGGUUGGCACCCACUCGGGACAUCACGCCGUGGGCCUGGGCUGACGUGCCCGGCCCUACGGCCUGCUCUUGUCGGCGGCAACUCCUGGUCGAGGUCUCCAAUACUGCUGGCUCCGGGUGGGAUAACAUGCCGCCAUUGGACGCCGCGCGAGAUCACGCAUGGGUGGUGCUAGAUUAUACCCGAACGGCCAUAGAUGCACAACCGCCACAUUCCACUGGCCGUACUUCGUAGGCCAGUGGGGUAAAUCACAGCCCUGCUCUCGGCUUGACCGCCAUGGACAAUGGUGGGCGAGUCAGCUUCUCCUAGGCUGCGGCUCCGGACGCUUCGUGAGAUUCGAUGAGGCGGCUCCGGGCGGCUCCUCAAAACUAGACCCUCUCGCCCGACUUUCUCUCCCUGGCCCUUCUUUCUCGAUCCGUAAAACUCUAUGGGACGUCACUCAUUCCGGUGCCCAUCAUAAAAGGCCCUCACAUUCGUUCUCUGACGUGUGUAAACGUCAAGUCACUCUUUUCAGUUUUGUCCUUCCAGUCUCUCUUUGAAAUAUCGUAAUGUCUUCUACAAUCCUUCGCCUUGGCGUGGCCGCCUUGGCCUGCGCUGGUGGCGCUUUCGCCGAGAAGUGGCAGCUCCAAGACGUCUACAACUCCAAGAACUUCGUUGACAACUUUGAUUUCUUUACGGUAUGGGCCUGAGGUGCACGUAUAUUACUGACACCCCACUUACACAUGAGAACAACAGAAUUCGGACCCUACCCACGGUCAUGUAACCUACCAGGGCAGGGCAGACGCCGAGAAGAAGGGGCUCUUCUCUACCAGCGGCGGUGAGGUUUACCUGGGCGUCGAUGCCAAAACGAAGCUCGCCGACAACGUUAAGCGAGACAGUGUCCGAGUCUACUCCAAGUCUGUUUUCAACAAGGGUCUCUUCAUCGGCAGGUUCAACCACCUCCCCGAGAACACGUGCGGUGUCUGGCCUGCUUUCUGGACCGUUGAUGACACCACAUGGCCCUAUAAUGGCGAGGUCGACAUCCUCGAAGGAUGGAACACGGAUCCCUAUAACAAGCCUGCUCUCCACAUGGGCGAUGCCGCCAAGUACGGCCGUUGCAACAUCGACUCUGUCAACACAACGGGCGAACUCGUCACCAGCAACUGUGACAAUUUCUAUCAGAACCCGCCUUACCAGUGGCAGUACCAGGGCUGUGUCGUCAACGACAAGAAGGGCCCCUGGGGCAGCGACAAGGGCGGCGUCUUCGCCAUGGAGUGGACCAAAGACUUCAUCAAGGUCUUCACGUGGAACAGCGGCCAAGAGCCCGCCAACAUCGCGUCCGAGACGGUCGACACCUCCACCUGGGGCCUCCCGGUGGCGGCGCUGAGAAGCGACAACUGUGACGUCGACGGCAUCUUCAAGAACCAGCGACUCGUCCUCAACAUUGCCCUGUGCGGCGACGCCGUGCAGCCCAACUGGGCUAGCUGCCAGGCCUCGACCGGCGAGUCGCUCUGCUCGACCUACAUUUCUCGCAACCCCGAGGCGCUCGCCAACGCCUUCUUCAAGAUCAAGGACAUUCGCGUCUUCAAGGCUGCGUCGCCUUCCACAACGACGACUGCGACCACGACUACGGUGUCGUCGACUACCUCUGCCACGACCAAGGCGUCGUCGACUACCUCUACGACGACCACGGCUUCUUCGACGACCUCUACGACGACCAAGGCUUCGUCGACUACCUCUACGACGACUAAGGGGUCGUCGACUACUUCUGCCACGACCACUGCAUCGUCGACUUCUUCCGUCACGACUAAGGGGUCGUCGACCGUGACGACCAAGACCUCCACCGGCACGAGCAACACCAGCACGAGCAACACCAGCACGAGCAACACCUCAACGGCCACUUCGUCGACGACGGUCUCGACUUCACCUUCUUCGACCAAGGCUUCCUCGACCCAGGCAACUUCGAACACCCUGUCUUCGACCGCCUCCACCAAGACGACGACUUCGGCCUCUACCUCUUGCACGUCCGAGACAACAUCUGACGAGAACAACCAUUCUGCCACCUCAUCUUUCACUAGGACCCAUCAUUCCCACACCAGAUCCAUCACAUCUGAUUCAUCCGUGUCCACGGCCUCGGCCUCGGACUCUUCUAGCGUGCAUGCUUCUUUCACGAGGACAAUGAAGCAUAGCUCUACGGUCGAGUUGACCACCUCUACGGUCUACACCACGAGGGUCCACACAGUGACCAAGUGCCCGCCUCAUGUCCCUUGCCCAAGUGGCGGCUACGUUACGACCGAGACUAUUCCGCUGUAUACGACCGUGUGCCCUGUCACUCCCACUACCACGCCCGCGCCGUCGGCUACCUCAAGCUCUUCGGAAGAGAUGACCACGUCUACCGUAUACACGACGACUGUCCGCACCAUCACCAAGUGCCCGCCUACGGUUCACUGCCCCACGGGCGGCUACGUUACGACCGAGACGAUCCCGCUGUACACCACGGUCUGCCCGGUCACUGCUACUAAGACGGACUCGCAUGAGCCGACGACGGCGGUGCAGACCAACAAGCCCGCCCAUAGCCAAGGCCAGACGACCAUCACCACCAAGGUGACCAAGAUAUACACCAUCACGAGCUGCGGGCCGACCGUGACCAACUGCCCCAUUGGAAAAGUCACUACGGAGGUCAGCACAACGACGUACUGCCCUGGCGAGCAGACGGGUGUUCCCACCGGUCCUGGCGCGAUUCCUGUGUCCGAGGUUCCGGUCCCUCCCAAGAGCCAGGUCCCCGUCGUGUUCGAGACGCACACCAUCCCGCAAGGCGGGCGCAACUCCACCGGCGUCUACAAGCCCACCGCGACGGCCCCCGCGCCAUGCGUCGGCCCCGCGUGCCCGCCCGGCGGCAGCGGCAGCAGCGUCCCGACCGACCGCAUCCCCCCUGUCCAGACGCCGGGCGGCAACGAGGGCUGCACGGGUUCCGAAUGCAAGCCUCCGGUCGUCGUCGGCGGCGCUGGCAAGACGGCCUUUAGCGGCCUCGCCGUCAUGGGCGCCUUGGUGGCCAUGAUAAUGUAGAGAGAUACCGCGUCGGUUUCAUAGCGCACGAUUUCUGGCUGUUGCGAAGUGCGUUUUCAGGGGGCCGGGGGUUGCGAUUGGGUUGAAGCAUGGAUACCAUAGAGCUAGGGAAUCUGCCGUGUAGUGUGGGCUACUAACUUAGUGCUUGGAAUUUUCCAUUGAUGGUAACUUUGAUAUAAUUUGUACUUCAACUUAGUUCUCUUAUCGGGAGAGAUGAUAUGUAUGUGAGGUGGCUUGGUGCUCCGAGACGCAGGCAAGAGGAAUACAGCAGCUUGACCCUGCUGCGAUACUUUUUCCUCUGCACCUUGUCCCUCUUCAUCUCCCUCCCCUUUAUCUGUACCUCUAAUGCUACGUACCUUACCCCUUGAA